Trifolium pratense (red clover) is the source of this 1771-nucleotide messenger RNA. RefSeq lists its product as uncharacterized. NCBI's taxonomy places the organism in Eukaryota, Viridiplantae, Streptophyta, Magnoliopsida, Fabales, Fabaceae. The coding region runs from base 87 to 1595 and encodes 502 amino acids. The transcript has 3 exons. The record is from RefSeq and is a predicted model, not a curated record.
AAAGUUUGCAUUUUUGUAACAUUGCAGUGAGAGACACAAUCACAAACGACAAACCUCUCUAUUUCUCUCUACACAACAACACAGCCAUGCCUAGGAAGAAGAUGAGAGGAACAAGGAACCAGAAAAGGAAAACCAGGUUGGAUGACGAUGCGAAUGUUUCUCACUCUGAGUCAACUACCAACAUGAACAAGUCUGAGUCUUGGGAAUGUCCUGUCUCUGCUAAAAAGAAUUUAAUUCCAAACUUGACGACAACUUUUAAUCGCCGCCGCACCUUGAGAUCCUCUACGAGGCCUGAUGAAACUGGAACAUCAUCUCUGCGAAGAUCCUCAAGAAGACAUUCUUCUGCCCCUAUUGACAUCCAACAACUUGAUGAUACAUCCAAGUCCAACACUAUGAAUUCUGCACAUCAAGUUUCAGAAGGUUCGGAUCAAGUAGAAAUACAAUCCCCUUCGAGAUACUUAGUAUCAGUUGCUUAUCCUCACGACGACGAACCAGAGUUGGGACAUAAAGAGGCUGUAAAUGUUGAAAAUUCAACACGGGCUGAACCGAAUAUGGAGGAAUUUGGUGAGGCUGAACCGAAUAUGGAGGAAGUUGAUGAGGCUGAACCAAAUAAUAUGAUGGAGAAAGUUGGUGAGGCUGAACCAAAUAUGAGGGAGGAAGUUGGUGAGGCUGAACCGAAUACCAUGGAGGAAGCUGGUGAGACUGAACCAAAUAAUAUGAUGGAGGAAGUCGGUGGUGAGGCUGAACCAAAUAUGAUGGAGGAAGCAGUUGAUGCUGAACCAAAUACGAUGGCAGAAGAAGGUGAAGGUGAGGCUGAAAAAUCAAUGUCCAAUCAUGCUGAAAAAAAGACAUUUGAAAAAGAAAGUAUCCCUCUUGAGCAGGAGUCUAUGGCAGGUGGAAUAACUAAUAAGAAUCAAAGGAAGUGUAAUUCAAGAGUUGGAUGUUCAUCUCCAUUUCGUAGUCUCAAACUAACUGAAAUGGUUGAGAUGGUGGGAAUGGAAGAUGAUGAGGAGGAGGAAGUACAAAGCCAUCCAGAGGACCCCGUUAAAAGAUAUAAAGUGAAGGAAGAACUCAUGCCGAUAUUAAUUAAAAUUAUCGGCAAGUAUGGGGAUAUUGCUAAGAAUUGUGUGAUGGAAUCUGUGGAAUACCGUUCAUUGUUGUUGGAGAUGAUCUGUCGAAUCAUAUCAGAGUUCGAAAAGAAGGAUCUUAGCAAAAUCAAAGAAGGUGUCUUGAAAAAAAGGAUUGAUUUUGUUGAUGGAAUAAAGAAAAUGAAUGUGGAGGUUGAAUGGCUUCUUGCGAGGCUAAUUGACGUCCUUGAGGCAAGGGAGCUUCUUAUGCAAUCUGGCGUGCUGAAAGAGAAAACAGACCAGAAUAAGAAGCUCAUUCAAGAGUCUGAAAGUGCAUUGGAAAAAUUUCAAGCACGGAAGAAAGAAUUGGAGGAAGAGCUGAAAGCAGUAUGUGAUGGAGAAGCUGCUUGCAAAGAGAAUUUGGCCAGAGCAAAGAAUGAUUCUGUCACAAUAACUCGAAUAGUCGGGUUUGCUAAAUCUAAAGUCCAGCGCUUUCUGCAUUGCUCAGUGGUGGAUGGUUUGAUUUAGCGUUGCAAUUUCUGCAUUGCUUAGUGCAUUUAUAACUAUUUUGAUUUUAAGACACUGUUGUUUCCUAACUUAUGCGUGACUUUAGCAAUUACUGAUUGAAUUUAGUUGCAAGUAUGUAAGAUUAUUGCAUAGUUAUUUGAAUUUCCAUAUGAAUCUUCCUUAUAUAUUUACUUCUU